GUUGAGCCGUGGUUGUUAUGUACUCCUCAUCGUUGACACGUGUGUAUCUGUCAAAGAGACUUUAAUCUGCUGCUGUAUGUUUCAUCUGCUAUAAUGGCUGAUGCGUUCAGUAGCAGCUCGGAGACCGUAAUACAGCGUGUGGUCGAUGUUACGUUUAAGACCCACACCCCUGUGGAGAAACUUGAAGAGUUGUAUCAGAUAAAGGAGACUCUUGACUUCAUCAGCGAAAGACAGUUCAAAAAGGUUGCUCUCCAGUUUCCUGAUGAGCUGCUGGUGGAUUCAGUUGCAGUUGCAGCAGAAAUCGAGAGGAACAGUAAAGCCACUCCGUAUAUUUUAGGAGAUACAUCCUAUGGCAGCUGUUGUGUGGAUGAGGUCGCCGCAGAGCAUGUUGGAGCAGAUUGCAUUGUUCACUACGGUGGCGCCUGCCUCAGCCCCUCCAUGCGGCUGCCACUAAUGUACGUGUUUGAGAGGAGAGAUUUGGAUCUGGAGAAGUGUUCCUCUUCAUUUAAAGAACUUUACCCAGAUACACAGGGUCACAUCAUCAUCCUCUAUGAUGUCAACUAUGUUCAUGCUAUGAAUGAUCUUCACUCCCUUCUCUUGCCUGAGUAUCCAAACCUGGUCCUGUCAGAGCUGGUGGUGGACGGGGAGCAGUGUUACAGCCAUGGCUGGGUUAAAAGACGGCAUGAUGACAGCAGUGCGUCAGAGAGAGAUGACAGUACCGUUAUCUGUCAGUUUGGACGGCGGUUGUCGUUAAAGAGUGGCUCAAGCAUAAAGGAUUACAGCAUGUUUUAUGUGGGACAGGAGGGACCCAUUCUCACUAACUUCAUGAUGACCUGGAAUCGCUGCUCAUUUUCUUCUUUUGACCCUAAAACAAUGACAGGAAGGAGCGAGUCACUGAGUAUAAACCGUGCAUUAAUGAAAAGAUAUUAUGCCAUAGAAAGAGCCAAAGAUGCUAACGUGGUUGGCAUCCUGGUCGGCACACUUGGUGUGAAAGACUAUCUCACCGUCAUCCAGCAGCUGAAGGAGACAAUCCGCCGAGCAGGAAAGAAAAGCUACAUGUUUGCCAUGGGGAAACUCAAUGUGCCCAAACUGGCCAACUUUCUAGAAAUUGACAUUUUUGUGUUGAUUGCAUGUCCUGAGAACUCGCUGCUAGACUCCAGUGAGUUUUAUAAACCUGUGGUUACGCCAUUUGAGAUGGAGGUGGCCUGCAACAAGAACAGAGAGUGGUCAGAGGAAUAUGUCACUGACUUCAGACACCUUCUGCCAGGUGGGCAGAGUCAUGUUCCUUUAGCAGAUCAGCAGGAUGGCGAUGAAGAAACCGAUGUUUCUUUAAUCACUGGAGCUCUACGCAGCAGCAACCUGAUGAUCAGCGAGCCUACAGAAUCGUCGUUUGGCUCCUCUGUCGUCCUCAGGAAUCAGACUCUGACCGUGGCCAACACCAGUUCAGCUGCCUCUUUUCUGGCAGAGCGAAGCUGGCGGGGUCUGGAGCAGAAGUUGGGGGAGACUCCUGUGGUGAAGGCAGUGAAGGGGAGGAGAGGCAUCGCCAUCGCGUACGAAGAGGAGGGAUCAUGAUUUAACACUGAUACCAAACUGAGUAUUUAAUAAUGUUUAUCUGCAUUUGCUUCUUUUAAAUGUAUGCUCCCGGUAAUUGCUGUAAGACACGAGUAAUGACUGAUUUUGUCUCUUAAGCGUACAAUGAAACCUGCAAUUCUGUUUAAAUAUUGUAAUCUGUCUAAAGAUGGAUGAAGAAAAUAAAAAUGACUUUAUUUUGAUA
Molecule: messenger RNA, 1774 nt
Organism: Cheilinus undulatus (humphead wrasse)
Lineage: Eukaryota; Metazoa; Chordata; Actinopteri; Labriformes; Labridae
Gene: dph2
Product: diphthamide biosynthesis 2
Exons: 7
Coding region: 94-1572 (492 amino acids)
Biological process (GO): protein histidyl modification to diphthamide
Molecular function (GO): 2-(3-amino-3-carboxypropyl)histidine synthase activity
Source: RefSeq, a predicted model, not a curated record